AUGAUCAAGGCCAACUGGACUUCAAUGAGUGGAUUCCUCCUCAUGGGCUUUUCUGAUGACCCUAAGUUUCAGAUCGUACACGCAGUGCUCUUUUUGGGGAUAUACCUGCUGGCCUUGUCAGGCAACCUCCUCAUCAUCAGCAUCAUUACCUUGGACCAUCGUCUCCAUUCUCCCAUGUAUUACUUCCUAAAGUACCUCUCCUUUCUGGACCUCUGCUUCAUCUCUGUCACUGUCCCUCAGUCCAUCGCGAACUCACUUACCAACAAUGGGUACAUUUCUUUUGGUCAGUGCAUUUUUCAAGUUUUCUUUUUCAUAGCUCUGGCUUCAUCGGAAGUGGCCAUCCUCACAGUGAUGUCUUAUGACCGGUAUGUGGCCAUAUGUCAACCAUUGCAUUAUGAGGUCAUUAUGAAUCCCAGUGCUUGUAGACGUGCGGUGGUCGCUGUGUGGGUUGCUGGGGGCAUUUCUGGGCUCCUACACACAGCUAUUAAUUUCUCCAUACCUCUCUGUGGGGACCGAGUUAUAUAUCAAUUCUUUUGCGAUAUUCCUCAGAUGCUGAAACUAUCCUGCUCCAAUGAUUUCAUCAAUGAGAUUGCAGUGGCUGCAUUCACAACCUCUACAGCAUUUGUCUGCUUGAUUUCUAUUGUGCUCUCUUACACCCGCAUCUUCUCCGCUGUGCUGAAAAUCCCAUCAGCUGAGGGGCGAUCGAAGGUCUUCUCUACCUGCCUACCUCACCUGUUUGUGGUAACUUUCUUCCUCUUGGCUGCAGGUUUUGAGUUUCUAAGGCCGCCUUCAGAUUUUCCAUCAACUAUGGACCUGAUGUUCUCCAUAUUCUAUACUGUCAUACCUCCGACACUCAACCCGAUCAUUUACAGUUUACGGAAUGAAGCCAUGAAGGCAGCACUAAGGAAGGUUCUCUCAAAAGAAGAAUUUGCUCAGAGAAAGAUGUAUUUAAAAGCCAUCUUUAAACUCUAA
This is a messenger RNA of Echinops telfairi (small Madagascar hedgehog), 972 nucleotides long. RefSeq names its product olfactory receptor 14J1-like. Bases 1 to 972 code for a protein of 323 amino acids. Gene Ontology annotation, biological process: G protein-coupled receptor signaling pathway. Lineage: Eukaryota; Metazoa; Chordata; Mammalia; Afrosoricida; Tenrecidae. Gene Ontology annotation, molecular function: G protein-coupled receptor activity; odorant binding; olfactory receptor activity. Gene Ontology annotation, cellular component: membrane. The transcript has a single exon. The record is from RefSeq and is a predicted model, not a curated record.